GUGUUUAGCUUUCAAGUAUCUCCUAAUAUGAAUCCUAUCAAAGUAAAUGAAUUGGCAAUCCAAAAACGUUUGACUAUUCAUGGAAAGGAAGAUGAAGCCAGCCCCCAUGAUUAUGUGUUGCAAAUCAGUGGAAGAGUUGAAUAUGUAUUUGGUGAUCAGCCCCUGAUUCAGUUCCAGUAUAUCCGGAAUUGUGUAAUGAACAGGACCCUACCCCACUUUAUACUUGUGGAAUGCUGCAAAAUCAAGAAAAUGUAUGAACAGGAAAUGAUUGCCAUAGAGGCUGCCAUAAAUCGAAAGUCAUCUAACCUUCCUCUUCCCUUACCACCAAAGAAAACGCGAAUUAUUUCUCAUGUUUGGGAAAAUAACAACCCUUUCCAGAUUGUCUUGGUUAAAGGAAAUAAACUUAAUACAGAAGAAACUGUAAAAGUUCAUGUCAGGGCCGGUCUUUUUCAUGGUACCGAACUCCUAUGUAAAACCAUUGUAAGCUCAGAAAUAUCAGGGAAAAAUGAUCACAUUUGGAAUGAACCACUGGAAUUUGAUAUUAAUACUUGUGACUUGCCAAGAAUGGCUCGGUUAUGUUUCGCUGUUUAUGCAGUUUUGGAUAAAGUAAAAACGAAGAAAUCAACUAAAACUAUUAAUCCUUCUAAAUAUCAAACCAUUCGGAAAGCUGGAAAAGUGCAUUAUCCUGUAGCGUGGGUAAAUACAAUGGUUUUUGACUUUAAAGGACAGUUGAAAUCUGGAGACAUAAUAUUGCACAGCUGGUCUUCAUUUCCUGAUGAACUUGAAGAAAUGUUGAAUCCAAUGGGAACUGUUCAAACAAAUCCAUAUACUGAAAAUGCAACCGCUUUACACAUUAAAUUUCCAGAGACUAAAAAACAACCUUAUUAUUACCCUCCCUUCGAUAAGAGUCGAGGUGGAAAGAAAUUUCUUGCUGUACUGAAGGAAAUCUUGGACAGGGAUCCCUUGUCUCAACUUUGUGAGAAUGAAAUGGAUCUUAUUUGGACAUUGCGACAAGACUGCAGAGAGAAUUUCCCACAGUCACUGCCAAAAUUAUUGCUGUCAAUCAAGUGGAAUAAACUUGAGGAUGUUGCUCAGGUAAUAAAAGAUCAUUUCUAUAACUCCUUUUGGUUAUAUGAUGAAGAAUUGUCUCAAUAUCUUUUACAACUGGUGCAAGUUUUAAAAUAUGAGCCUUUUCUUGAUUGUGCCCUUUCUAGAUUCCUAUUAGAAAGAGCACUUGCUAAUAGAAGGAUAGGGCAGUUUCUGUUUUGGCAUCUUAGGUCAGAAGUGCACAUUCCUGCUGUCUCGAUACAGUUUGGUGUCAUCCUUGAAGCGUAUUGCCGGGGAAGUGUGGGACACAUGAAAGUGCUUUCCAAGCAGGUUGAAGCACUCAAUAAGUUAAAAACUUUAAAUAGUUUAAUCAAACUGAAUGCUAUGAAGCUAAACAGAGCCAAAGGGAAGGAGGCCAUGCAUACCUGUUUAAAACAGAGUGCUUACCGGGAAGCCCUCUCUGACCUGCAGUCACCUCUGAACCCAUGUGUCAUCCUCUCUGAACUCUAUGUUGAAAAAUGCAAAUACAUGGAUUCCAAAAUGAAGCCUUUGUGGUUGGUAUAUAACAACAAGGUAUUUGGUGAGGAUUCAGUUGGAGUGAUUUUUAAAAAUGGUGAUGAUUUACGACAGGAUAUGUUAACACUCCAAAUGUUGCGCUUGAUGGAUCUACUCUGGAAAGAAGCUGGUCUGGAUCUUCGGAUGCUGCCUUAUGGCUGUUUAGCUACAGGAGAUCGCUCUGGCCUCAUUGAAGUUGUGAGCACCUCUGAAACAAUUGCUGACAUUCAGCUGAACAGUAGCAAUGUGGCUGCUGCAGCAGCCUUCAACAAAGAUGCUCUUCUGAACUGGCUUAAAGAAUAUAAUUCUGGGGAUGACCUGGACCGAGCCAUUGAAGAGUUUACCCUGUCCUGUGCCGGCUACUGUGUAGCUUCUUAUGUCCUUGGGAUUGGUGACAGACAUAGUGAUAACAUCAUGGUCAAAAAAACUGGCCAGCUCUUCCACAUUGACUUUGGACAUAUUCUUGGAAAUUUCAAAUCUAAAUUUGGCAUUAAAAGGGAGCGCGUGCCUUUUAUUCUUACUUAUGAUUUCAUUCAUGUCAUUCAGCAAGGAAAAACAGGAAACACAGAAAAGUUUGGCCGGUUCCGCCAGUGUUGUGAAGAUGCAUACCUGAUUUUACGACGGCAUGGGAAUCUCUUCAUCACUCUCUUUGCACUGAUGUUGACUGCAGGGCUUCCUGAGCUCACAUCAGUCAAGGACAUACAGUAUCUUAAGGACUCUCUUGCCUUAGGGAAGAGUGAAGAAGAAGCCCUUAAACAAUUUAAGCAGAAAUUUGAUGAAGCACUCAGGGAAAGCUGGACUACUAAAGUGAACUGGAUGGCGCACACAGUUCGGAAAGACUAUAGAUCUUAACGAUCAGCCUUUGCUCAUAAUGUAUUUGUUGGUUUCGUUUUGUUUUUAUUUUGUACUUGCACUAAAUCAAACAUGACCUUGCCAGAGAUGUUAUAAAGGGAAUGAGAUCCUGGAACUCAGAUUUAAAUUAAGAUCAAGGCAUCCCACAGAAUCUAAUCUGAAAAAUCCUGAUGACUACCCCCUGCUUUUUGAAUGCUUCCAAGACUCAUCAUGAAAAUUGUCAACGUUAUGGAUAAUCAUUUCCUGCUGACUUUGCACGCCAUGGAAUGCAACUAGGGAUUGUUUUCUGAUUUGUUUGUUUUUCAAUGUUUGGUACUUUCCCAGAAAGGUGUAAAUACUUUUUUUCAGUGUUGUAAGCAAGUAUUAUCACUUGGCCAAUAACUUAUCCACACCUGAGGGCCAGUGGCUGUUCUUGUUUUCCAAAUGAGGGUUAAAAGAAAGGCGUCUUUCUUCCCUUUUAAAUUGUGUAGACUAUAAAUUAUUAUAAUUUGAAUUUAUGACUUUUUUCAAAAGAAAUCUUAUAAACCUGUGGAAACUCAUUAAUUCUUUUGUUAAUAUUUAUCUCCAUAAUAGCAUCAUUCCAACCAGAAUUGCUGAAAAUCUUGAGGCAAAUAUUAUAUAUAUAUAUAUAUAGAUAUGCUGCAUAUAUAUUUAUAAAAUUUCUAGUGGGAGUUCUAUAUAAAAAGAUAUUUCUUUGGGAUUCUUCAGCCUGUGUUUUAAAGUUUUACACAAAGCGGAGCUUUUUUUAAGUUACUUUUCAGUUAGUUAACUGUGUGAUCCAGUUCUUCCAGCUGCUUCUAUAAUGAGGCACAUAUUAAUGCAGUUUUUAUAUGGUAUCUAUGAAAGAAUUCACUUCAUAGAGGAUAAUACUUGAGUAAAUGUAUCCAAGAAAGCAAGCAAAUAAAAAGGAACCUAUUUAUGGAAUAAACUCCAGAUCUAAGAUUCAGUAUUUUAAUAAAAUGCCAACUAUCUUUACUGUAUUUAUUAAAACUUGUAAUAAUGUGAUUUUUCAAGGAUAUUAGUUCAAAUUGAAAUGAUUUCCUGUCACUUGGAAAUCUUUAAUUUAUUUGUUGAGGUACCAUAUAUUUAGGGUGCUAGGCGGCAAGUAAUGUUAAUAUGUGCAAUAGGAACUACUGGUUUGAAUGUGUAGAUGGACGCUCUUUCUGAGUACUGGUAACAUCCAGCAGAACUACUGCUUUUUCUCCAAAGAAACUGGGAGCUCUCAAUCCUUGAUUAUACGAGAAAGAGAAGUGUGUAUUUGCCCUGAGACUGAGUUUUCUAUAGGAAUUUUAUUAAAGAUUGUUUAAUUCUGUCGUCUUUAAAAUGUUCUUGGUCAAAUAAAUGGGUGAGUUGGUUUUGGCUGUUCUUGGAUUG
Messenger RNA from Otolemur garnettii (small-eared galago), 3828 nucleotides. RefSeq names its product phosphatidylinositol-4,5-bisphosphate 3-kinase catalytic subunit beta (gene PIK3CB). Gene Ontology annotation, cellular component: plasma membrane; cytoplasm; phosphatidylinositol 3-kinase complex. Bases 28 to 2454 code for a protein of 808 amino acids. NCBI's taxonomy places the organism in Eukaryota, Metazoa, Chordata, Mammalia, Primates, Galagidae. Gene Ontology annotation, molecular function: 1-phosphatidylinositol-3-kinase activity; 1-phosphatidylinositol-4-phosphate 3-kinase activity. Gene Ontology annotation, biological process: cell migration; phosphatidylinositol 3-kinase/protein kinase B signal transduction; phosphatidylinositol-3-phosphate biosynthetic process. The record is from RefSeq and is a predicted model, not a curated record. The transcript has 17 exons.